GCCGUUUCGUUUAUGUAUUUAAAAGUGAAAAUAAAAAAAUGUUUAUAAAACAAAAUAUUUACUUAGUUUUGAUUUUUUUGAGUAAACAAUUUUGGUUUUCCACAGCGCAGUACGAAAAAUGGAGUAACAAGGACUUACAUGGAAAAUGUGAACAUGCCUACAACAGGUCUUAGUGAAUAAGCAGAAUUAAUUUUAAUUACAUUCGUGAUUGUGUACUUCAGAAGUCAGGAAUAAUUGAAGUCAGAAUUAUUUUGUCAACUUGAAAUUCGGAAACAAUUAAAAGCCUGUGGUCUAAAAAACAAUUGAAUACUUGAUUUGUAACAUUUAAUGCAGUAGAUGUCAGGGUUUGAUUACUGAUCAAUACAGUGAAGAAAUGGGUAUCAUUUUUGAGCAUGCAAUUGAAGUAGCUAAUGGCGAAUUAAAAAUACCUCUGGAAGCUACAAAAGAGGAAGUGAAUUACGGAGAUUCCUUUCAAGCUUAUGGUAUAUUAUGUAAACUAUUACAGAAUGGUGUAGGUGGAAUUUUUGGGCCCUCUUCUAAACACACUGCUAGACACUUGACCACGAUUUGUGAUGCCAAAGAUGUGCCCUAUUUUUUUUCUGAAAUGAAUGAAAACCCAGAGGCUUUCAACUUAUAUCCCCAUCCUAUGGACUUUUCAAAAGCUUUAUAUUUUUUACUCACUACCUACAAGUGGUCCCGUUUUAUAUUUUUAUAUGAGUCUGUUGAAUACCUCAAUAUACUAAAUGGCCUCCAGUCAUUAUACGGCAAUAAUAGUACAACUAUAACGGUUUUGCGUUACGACAUAGAGAUGAACAACAAUUAUAAGUCUGUUUUAAGGCGUGUGAAAAAAUCAGGGGAUAAUUGCAUCGUAGUUACCGGCUCUUCCGAUACAAUGCCAGAGUUUUUAAAACAGGCUCAACAAGUUGGCAUUAUAAAUAAGGACUAUAAGUACAUUAUAGCAAAUUUAGAUUUCCACGCUUUUGAUCUCGAAGAAUAUAAAUAUACAGAAGCUAACAUUACAAGCUUUAGAUUGUUUUCCCCGGAACAGAAAGCCGUUCAAGAAAUUUUGGAAAAAAUGGGUCAAAAAUCUUCGUCAGAAAAUUUAAGAAAUGGGUCCUGUCCAAUAACUGUUUCCAUGGCCUUAACAUAUGAUUCGGUUCAACUAUUCGCGGAAACUACAAAACAUCUCAGAGUACGAAAUGUGCCUUUGAACUGUAGCGACCGUAGUGAAAGCGUUCUAGAUGAUGGAUCUACUUUUAAAAAUUAUAUGAGAACGCUGAAAUUGGCGAAAAGAACAUUAACUGGACCGAUAUAUUUUGAUGGCAACGUACGGAAAGGAUAUGCUUUAGAUAUAAUUGAAUUACAUCCAUCUGGAAUAAUGAAAAUUGGUACUUGGAACGACUAUUCAAAUUUAACCAUACAACGCGUAGCGCAGACAAACUCUGUCAUUGACAACGUCGACAAUUCACUGGUCAACCAAACAUUUACUAUAUUAUUGAAUGUACCGAACGAACCUUAUGCUAGUUUAGUAGAGAGCUUUGAAAAACUAGAAGGAAAUAGCCAGUAUCAUGGUUAUGGCGUUGAUCUUAUAAAAGAACUCGCACAAAAGCUAGGCUUUAACUAUGUUUUAAAAAAUGGUGGCAACGAUUACGGAUCUUACAAUGCUACUACAAAUACGACAACUGGAAUGUUAAAAGAAAUUAUUGACAAAAGAGCACAUUUAGCUAUAACAGAUUUGACAAUAACAGCUGCACGUCAGGAAGUGGUCGAUUUCUCCAUACCCUUCAUGAAUUUGGGUAUAGCAAUUAUACACGUAGAGCCACAAAAAGAAACGCAAGCAUAUUUUAAAUUUAUGGAUCCAUUUUCAAACGGUGUGUGGUGGCUUUUGGGGCUUUCAUUCCUUUUAGUUUCAUUCAGUUUUUUUAUAUUGGGACGCCUUUCGCCCUCCGAAUGGGAUAAUCCUCAUCCCUGCAUUGAAGAACCAACGGAAUUAGUAAAUCAAUUUACUAUAGGAAACUCGCUGUGGUUUACAACGGGAGCUCUCCUGCAACAAGGUUCGGAAAUGGAACCAAAAGCCAUUUCAACUCGCACCGUGGCUUCUAUUUGGUGGUUUUUCACUUUGCUAAUGGUUUCAUCGUACACCGCAAACUUGGCCGCUUUUUUAACUAUUGAAAAGCCAACUAUUCUUAUUAACUCUAUAGACGAUCUAGUUGAACACAAACAUGGUGUAGUAUAUGGUGCAAAAAAGAUGGGUUCAACGAGAGAGUUUUUCGAGAAAUCUGAGGAUUCUCGGUAUAAGAAAAUGAACAAGUUCAUGAAUGAACAUCCUGAAUAUUUGACAGAAACCAAUAUGGAUGGGGUCAAGCGCGUAAGCAUGACGUAUGCAUUCUUAAUGGAAUCCACUUCAAUUGAAUACCAUACAAUGCGGAUGUGCAAUUUGAGUAAAAUUGGAAAUACGUUGGACGAAAAAGGAUAUGGCAUAGCAAUGAGAAAAAAUUGGGAAUUUCGUGAUAAAUUUAACAACGCACUGCUUGAAUUGCAAGAACAGGGCACAUUAGAGAAAAUGAAGAAUAAAUGGUGGAAUGAAAUGGGCGCCGGCAUUUGCACAUCCGGUAAACAACGGAGUGAAGAAACCGAGCUACAAAUGAAAAAUUUGAUAGGUAUUUACAUAGUUUUGGGAGUAGGAAGUGGCCUGGCAUUUGUUUAUGGAAUAGUUAGCUGGUUUUUUUACAUCCGCACAAAGGCGAAGCAUUAUCACUUGUCCAUGAAAGAAGUGUUUCUAGAAGAAUUCAAAUUUGCGCUCGAUUUUAACAGUCAUACCCGAAUUCUUAAAAAUACUGCUUCAAUAUAUUCUCGCGGACGUAAUUCACUUCCAACUGAUUCAUCUAAGGAAGAGCAAAAAUCACUACAGCAUUAAUUUUUUGUAAAUCAUAUAAUCAUAUAUUGUAUUUAUAUUUUAAUAAAUAAAUAAAACAAUGAAUAUCUAAAAAAUACUUUCCUGAAUAUUACACAUGGGUAUUAUAAUCAUGUAUAUAAUAUAAUAAGUCUAAAAACCUGUAUAUCAGAGACUCGACAAUUUGAGUGGACUAAGUUUUUAAUUAUGGCCAGUUGUUAGUUCUCCAUAACAAAACAUGAAUA
Zeugodacus cucurbitae (melon fly) is the source of this 3138-nucleotide messenger RNA. It is a transcript of the gene GluRIIE, whose product is annotated as glutamate receptor ionotropic, kainate 1. Gene Ontology annotation, molecular function: transmitter-gated monoatomic ion channel activity involved in regulation of postsynaptic membrane potential; glutamate-gated receptor activity. NCBI's taxonomy places the organism in Eukaryota, Metazoa, Arthropoda, Insecta, Diptera, Tephritidae. Bases 374 to 2917 code for a protein of 847 amino acids. The transcript is spliced from 16 exons. Gene Ontology annotation, cellular component: postsynaptic membrane; plasma membrane. Gene Ontology annotation, biological process: monoatomic ion transport; modulation of chemical synaptic transmission; synaptic transmission, glutamatergic. The record is from RefSeq and is a predicted model, not a curated record.